AUGGGUUGUUUAACUGUAAAGUAAAAAAACCGUAAUAAAGUAGAUGAAACUGACUUAAAUUAAAUAAGAAAACCAAAAAAUAUCGAAGUAUAAUAAGAUUUUUGGGAUGAUCCUUAAAUAAAUGACGGCACUUAAGGGGAACAUACUAUAUCAUCAUCCGAGAAUAUAUUUUAUUAUUAUAAAUUUGGUGAAUAAUUAGGAAGUGGUUCAUUUGGUUCAGUAUGCAUAGCAACUCCAAUAAAAAAUCCAGACAAACGUGUAGCUAUAAAAACAAUAAAAAAAAGUACAUUAAAGAAUAGUUUAUCAAUAUAUAUAAAAAGGGAGAUUGAUAUAUUCAAAUCAUUAGAUCAUCCUUAUAUAUGUAAAUUUUUAGAAACAUAUAUGGAUAAAUAUAAUAUUUAUGUAGUAAUGGAAUAUUGUUCAGGUGGUACUUUAAAGUCAUUAAUAUAUUCAAGAAAUAAUACAGAAAAAAAUGUAGCUUAAAUAAUACAAAAACUUUUUUAGGCUGUAAAUUAUUUACAUCACUAAAAAAUCGUUCAUAGAGAUUUAAAACUUGAAAAUGUAAUUUUUACUAAUUCUGAUCUUUCUAUUGCCGAUAUUAAAAUUAUUGAUUUCGGUCUUUCUAAAAAAAUUAAAGAUUAAACUAAAAAAAGACACACUAAAGUUGGGUCUUAUUAAUAUAUGGGUUUAUUUUUUUAUUUAUUUUUAUACUUAAUUUUUUUUUUAUAUAAAAUAAAAGCUCCUGAAGUUAUCCUUAAUUCAAAAUAUGAUAAAGAAUUCGAUGUAUGGUCUUUGGGAUGUAUUAUGUUCGCUUUGUUAGCAGGAGAAUUACCUUUUUAUGAUAUAAAAAGUAUAGAAACUGCUAAUUAUUAGUUUUCGGCUCCUUGUUGGAAAAUAAUAUCUUAAGACGCGAAGAAUUUGAUAAAAUAAAUGCUAGUAGUGGAUACAUAAUAAAGAAUAACUUUAGAAGAAGGAAUGAAGCAUUCUUGGUUCAAUUAAUUGAGAAAAUAAACUCUUUCGGAUGUUUUAUUGCCAAGAUAAAGAGGAUCUAAAUAAUUAGUAUUAGAUAGAUUACUUAAUUAUAAUUAAUCUACUACAUUUAAAAGAGAAAUAUUAUUAUUAAUGGUAAAAAGAUUAGAACACUAUGAAAAUCAAACUCCAAAGGAGAUUUUCAAAAUGAUGAAUAAAUAAAAUAAUGGUUUUAUUAGUGUUUAAGAACUGAAAGAUGUUAUUGAUAAAUUAAAAUUAUAAGAAGAAUAAUUUAAAGACAUUAAAGCUAUUGAGGAGUUAGUGAGAACUAUUUCAAAUAAAAAAUAGAAAAGAAAAAAAUCUGAAAAUUAAACUAUAUAGAAAAUCAAUUAUUCAGAAUUUCUGGCUGCUACAUUAGAUGAUUAGUAUUAUCUUAAUAAUUAGAAACUUAAUAAUGCUUUUAUUUAUAUAGAUUCUAUGGAAAAAAAUUAUAUUACUAAAGAAGAUAUUAUUGAUAUGCUAGCUAAAGAAGGCAGAAAAUUACCUUAAUAAGAAAUUGAAAAUAUCUUUGAAGAAAUAGCACCUUUUUUAAAUAAAUAAGGACAUCUUAAUUUUUAAGGAUUCAAAGACAUUAUGAGUAAAGGUGUUUAUAAAGCGGCACUUAAUGAAGUAUAAGAAGAAGCAGAAAACAUUUCUUCUCAUGAUAAUAGUAGUGAUUAUGAAUCUGAGAGUUCCAGUUAAUUCGAAAGUAGAAGGAAGAAAAAUUAAUGA
Ichthyophthirius multifiliis is the source of this 1740-nucleotide messenger RNA. RefSeq names its product protein kinase domain protein. Gene Ontology annotation, molecular function: ATP binding; calcium-dependent protein serine/threonine kinase activity; calcium ion binding. The transcript has 4 exons. Gene Ontology annotation, biological process: intracellular signal transduction; protein autophosphorylation; peptidyl-serine phosphorylation. Lineage: Eukaryota; Ciliophora; Oligohymenophorea; Hymenostomatida. Gene Ontology annotation, cellular component: cytoplasm; nucleus. The record is from RefSeq and is a predicted model, not a curated record.